Messenger RNA from Otolemur garnettii (small-eared galago), 861 nucleotides. It is a transcript of the gene ALG14, whose product is annotated as ALG14, UDP-N-acetylglucosaminyltransferase subunit. The transcript has 4 exons. Gene Ontology annotation, biological process: dolichol-linked oligosaccharide biosynthetic process. Lineage: Eukaryota; Metazoa; Chordata; Mammalia; Primates; Galagidae. The coding region runs from base 18 to 668 and encodes 216 amino acids. The record is from RefSeq and is a predicted model, not a curated record. Gene Ontology annotation, cellular component: UDP-N-acetylglucosamine transferase complex.
AUGCGCCAUCUCCUCAAAUGGUGUAUCUCCUCAUGCUAGCUGCAGGAGCGGGAGCUGUGGCGGUGGUUCUAGUCCUGCGAUUAUGGAUGGUGCUUCGUACCCAGGACGUUUCUUCCCGGCAGUCUGUCAGUCUCUUGGUGGUGGCUGGGUCGGGUGGGCACACCACAGAGAUCCUGAGGCUACUUGAGUACUUGUCCAGUGCCUACUCACCUCGACAUUACGUCAUUGCUGACACUGAUAAAAUGAGUACCAAUAAAAUAAAUGGUUUUGAACUAUAUCAAGCUGAGAGAAAGCCUAGUAACAGGGCUACCGAAUACUACAUUCACCGAAUUCCGAGAAGCCGUGAGGUUCGGCAGUCCUGGCUCUCCGCAGUGUUCACCACCUUGCGCUCCAUGUUGGUCUCCUUCCCCCUUACUUUCCGGUUGAAGCCAGAUGUGGUGUUGUGUAACGGACCAGGAACAUGUGUUCCUAUCUGUCUAUCUGCCCUUCUCCUUGGAAUCCUAGGAAUAAAGAAAGUGAUCAUUGUCUACGUUGAAAGCAUCUGCCGUGUAGAAACUUUAUCCAUGUCCGGAAAGAUUCUGUUUCAUCUCUCGGAUUACUUCAUUGUCCAGUGGCCGACUCUGAAGGAGAAGUAUCCCAAAUCUGUGUACCUUGGGCGAAUUGUUUAACAAAUGUCAAUUUACUUGAGAAUUUUGCAGUCAAACAUAAUACUUACUAUAAGUGAAAGAAAAACCUACAUGUUUUUUGUAAAAGCUUCUGAAAGUCUUGAGAAUUAUUGAUGGUGAGAAGUCAAAAUGUCUCAGUGAAGAAACUGAGGCUUCUCUUACAAAACAAACAUUAGUAAAUAGUAACCAUUAAAUG